CCGUUCCGGGUUUUACCCAGCUCUCCCCGCCGCAGUGGGAGGAAGUUGAAGCACAAAGCCAGCAGAGCCACUGAGCUACAGAAAAACACAGAAAAUACACCGAAGACGAGGACUUGAACUCUAAACAUGUGCCAUAUUGGAGCUGGAGCGGCUUAACCGAACAGGAGCUGGGACAGUAUCGGCUGACAAGGCGCUCCGAGGAGGCAGCGGACGGUCGCUACUUCUCUAGCCGGAGUGUGGGCUCUCCAGCGCGGAUAGCCUGGCAGGCAGGAGUCGCUCUCUCGCUCCGGGGCUGGAGACGGAACCCUCGGCUCCCCUCGCUGUUUUUUUUUUAUUUCGCCCCUCUUGUGUGGCCAAUCUACAAGAAACCCAGCACCAGCACAUCAUCGAGUCGGUGUUUACCACGACACACGGUGGCUACUUGUGUUGUCUCGUCAUUUAAAGACAGUUUACACCGAAGAGGAGAAAGUUUAAGAGCCCGCCGGAGCUGAUUUCAUCUCCCGGCGCUCCCUCCCCCUCCUCUUCCUCCAUCACCAGCGUCACCAUCAGCCCACAGUCAGUCGCUCUGUGCUGGCUCUCCAGGCGAGGAGGGUCCCCCCCUACAGUCGGGGUAACUCAACAAGCAAACUAUGGAUUAUUCUGUGCGAUUUGCUCUCUGUUUUUGACGCCAUUCUGGACUCUUUCUGUCAUUUUUCUUGCUCUCGGAAACGCUGCAAGACUUCCCUAAAAACCCGACUCUCCGCCGCUAGCUUAUUAACUCAGUCUGAAACCGAGCCAGGGUGGCUGUUCAGCCCGCCAGCUCCGUGUGAGUCUGCUAGCUGCUGCCAACGAGGGUAUUUUUACGUAUCUGCGAGAGUGAAAUGCUCCAAACUAGAUGUAUAAAUAGAUUAAUCACUCUUAUUCGGUAGUUAGCCUACUGGGCUAGCAGGUUUCAUUUUGCUAGCUAGCGGCGGCGGCUAACUAACUAGCAGGCGAACCCCAAACAUCGAUAUUCCCAGCAGGCUAAACUAGUUAGCUUCGUGGAUUUUGCCGUGCGAUUAGUUGAUCACAGCCUCUAUCUCGGGCUAAACAGCUUAAGGUGUUUAAUGACAUCAAUUCGGCGGGGUUUGAUGUUGUGAUUGAUUUAAGGACAGGAAGCCAGGCAGCAACACAAACAGCAGCAUUUGGUGUGUAGAUGUCCAUGGAGCUGCUCUCCAACCAGAGCUGUUGCUCUUAUUUGUGCUGAGACAUUUACAUUUUUUUGGUGCACCAGCUCGGAUAUGAAGUGGCACCUCGGUUAUUAAUCCUCCCUUUUUCUGAGACACGUCCCCUUGUUUUAUUACUGCAUUUUUUUUUUUUUUUUUUAAAGAAGGAGCCAGUCACAUUUCCACUCUGCAACUAAAAUUAGAACAUUUUUUUUUCUCUUCUCCGACAGUGUUUACAUUUUAAGGGGAAAAAAGACCCCGAAACACAUGCCGCACUGGAGACAAACCAGCCGUUUGGACACAUUUCCAUCAAGAGGGACCAGGAAAGAGGAAGAAGAAGAAGUCCCCAGAGACCUGUAGGAUUUGACAGCUGUCUCCAGAUCCAGCAUCUGGUGCAUCUACCUAUAUCUCCGUGAGACAUAUCACAUUUCUAUAAAGCAAGGAAGGAAGCAAAGCAAGGGAGGAAGUACUAGAUCCUUUCUUUGCAUUAUUUUUUUUGCACUAAAUGGGAUUACAAGGACGGUGUUCUGUCUAGCGGCCCUGCUGACUGUAUAUUUCCCGAGUCACCCAAUGUCUCCCCUCCUGAAUUUCCCUUUUUCUGUCACAAUGAUGGUAGUUUGAGACUACAACCGGAGACAACGACACCAUUCCAGUCGAUGGUCAGCCCUGCCGCCCGUUCAGCUGGCCCUGUCACGCUACCUUGGCGCUUGAUGGUGCUCACAUCUGGUGGAGGACAUUGUUUUUUUUAAUUCCCUCAAAUUAAAAAAAAGAAACCCCAUCCCCAGCCCGGUUAUUUUAUUGAUUUGGUCGUCCCAGGGUCGAAAGAUGGCGGACCUCGAAGCAGUUCUCGCCGAUGUCAGUUAUUUGAUGGCGAUGGAGAAGAGCAAAUCUACUCCAGCGGCCCGGGCGAGUAAGAAAAUCAUCCUGCCGGAGCCCAGUAUUCGCAGUGUGAUGCAGAAGUACCUCGAGGAGAGAGACGAACUGACAUUUGACAAAAUUUUCAACCAGAAAAUUGGCUUCCUACUGUUCAAGGACUUCUGUAUGAAUGAGAUCGACGAGGCCGUGCCACAGCUCAAGUUCUACGAAGAAAUUAAGGACUACGAGAAGCUGGACUCAGAGGAGGAGAGGCUGAGCCGCAGCCGGCAGAUCUACGACGGAUACAUCAUGAAGGAGCUGCUGUCCUGUUCACAUCCUUUUUCUAAGAAAGCAGUGGACCAUGUGCAGAGUCACUUAGCAAAGAAACAGGUUCCCCCGACUCUCUUCCAGCCAUACAUAGUGGAGAUCUGCGACAGCUUGAGAGGGAAGAUCUUCCAGAAGUUCAUAGAGAGUGACAAAUUUACUCGUUUCUGCCAGUGGAAGAACGUGGAGCUCAACAUCCACCUGACCAUGAACGACUUCAGCGUGCAUCGGAUCAUCGGCAGGGGCGGCUUCGGCGAGGUGUACGGCUGCAGGAAGGCCGACACGGGGAAGAUGUACGCCAUGAAGUGUUUGGACAAGAAGAGGAUCAAGAUGAAGCAGGGGGAGACUCUCGCGCUCAACGAGAGAAUCAUGCUGUCGUUAGUCAGCACAGGGGACUGCCCGUUCAUCGUGUGCAUGACGUACGCCUUCCACACCCCCGACAAGCUCUGCUUCAUCCUGGACCUCAUGAACGGAGGCGACCUGCACUACCACCUAUCUCAGCACGGCGUGUUCAGCGAGAAGGAGAUGCGUUUCUACGCAGCUGAGAUCAUCCUGGGGCUGGAGCACAUGCACAACCGCUUCGUCGUCUACAGGGACCUCAAGCCAGCUAAUAUCCUGUUGGAUGAGCACGGUCAUGUUCGUAUCUCCGACCUCGGCCUGGCCUGCGACUUCUCCAAGAAGAAGCCCCACGCCAGCGUGGGCACCCAUGGCUACAUGGCUCCGGAGGUCCUUCAGAAGGGGACGGCGUACGACAGCAGCGCCGACUGGUUCUCUCUAGGCUGCAUGCUCUUCAAACUCCUCCGAGGGCACAGUCCCUUCAGACAGCACAAGACCAAAGACAAACACGAGAUCGACCGCAUGACCCUUACCAUGAACGUGGAGCUGCCAGACUCGUUCACUGCAGAGCUCAAAGACCUGCUGGAGGGGCUGCUGCAGAGAGACGUCUCCAAGAGGCUCGGCUGUCAGGGCCGAGGGGCUCCGGAGGUGAAGGAGCAUCAGUUCUUCAAAGGCAUCGACUGGCAGCAGGUCUACCUGCAGAAGUACUCUCCUCCUUUAAUCCCUCCCCGGGGAGAGGUGAACGCCGCAGACGCUUUCGACAUCGGCUCCUUUGACGAGGAGGACACCAAGGGCAUCAAGUUGCUGGACAGUGACCAGGAGCUGUACAAGAACUUCCCGCUGGUCAUCUCGGAGCGCUGGCAGCAGGAGGUGGCGGAGACGGUCUACGAGGCGGUCAACUCGGACACGGACAAGAACGAGGCUCGCAAGAGGGCCAAGAACAAGCAGCUGGGACACGAGGAGGACUAUGCCUUUGGGAAGGACUGCAUCAUGCACGGCUACAUGCUGAAGCUGGGGAACCCGUUCCUCACACAGUGGCAGCGCAGAUACUUCUACCUGUUCCCCAACCGGGUGGAGUGGAGAGGAGAGGGGGAGUCACGGCAAAACCUGCUGACGAUGGAGCAGAUCGUGACGGUGGAAGAGACGCAGAUUAAAGACAAGAAGUGCAUCCUGCUGCGCAUCAAAGGAGGGAAGCAGUUUGUGCUGCAGUGUGAGAGCGACCCUGAGUUCGUGCAGUGGAAGAAGGAGCUGACCGAAGCGUUCACAGAAGCUCAGAAGCUGCUUCGCCGCGCGCCCAAGGUCAUCGGGAAGGGCCGCGCCGGCGUGGUGGAGCUCUCCAAACCUCCUCUCACACACCGCAACAGCAACGGCCUGUGAAUACACACACAUACACAACCACACAACACAUAUAUAUAUAUAUAUAUAUAUAGAUAUAUAUACAAACACACACACACACACAUUCACAUCUACACACACACACACACACACACUGCAUCCUCCUCCUCCUCAUCAGCUGCAGGACAUUUCCCUCCUCACACCUCGGAGUGUGUACGGACCACCAGCCUCUGACCCACCACACACACACACACACACACACACACACACACACACACACACACACAUUGCAAACACACACACUCGACCAAUCAUAAGCGUGUUUUUUUUGCCAUGGGACCUUGCCAGUUCACCGAGAGGAAGACAGAAACAUUCGGGAGCAUGUGAAGAACCUCUGCAUGAAUGUGACGAGGACAGACGCCCGGUCCUCUCUCUCCCUCUCUCUCUCUCUCUCUCUCUCUCUCUCUCUCUCUCUCUCUCUCUCUCUGGUCUUUCUCUUUACCUCCCUCUCUCUCUCUCCCCCACCUCACUGAAUCUGGAGGCCUGGCGACUAAAGAUCCAAUCAGCUGAGAGGCAUCCCUCUCUCUCUCUCGCUCUCUCUCUCUCUCGGUGCGGAGGAAUGUAUUUUGUGCGAGAGGAGGAGGAGGAGGAAAAAACAAAAAGAUAUUAAAAAAAGCAAAAGUGGCUGCUCUCACUGGCUCUUCUCCUCCCUCCCCUCCGGCCAUCCCUGCCUCCGUUACUGACGUGCAUAAAGUGCCAACAUCAAUAUUUACUUGAGUCACCUGAGCACCCUUGGAGGACCUGCUUGGUGGCGGUUUUAUCGCCCCGGAGGCGGCGGAGGAAGACGAGGAUCAAGACGAGGAGGAGGAGGAGGAGUUUGAUCAUUCCAAUGCAGAAUCAAAACACAGGAAGGACCCUGUGAAGAUUGGCUCCUGUACAGCCGGUUGGGGUGUAACUAUUGUGUGUAUGAAGGCGUACGGAGACGGAGGAGGGCGAGGAAGUGACUCUGAGUGUAUAUAAGAAACCCUUUCUCUCUCUCUGUGCAUCUCCAGUGUUUUAGUCCAACGUGUUUGCAUUAUCGGGGACUUCUCUGUCUGCCUGUUCGUGAAUCUGUCCCGGCUUUAGGAGAAGAAGAAGAAGAAGAAGAAGAAAAGGAAGAAUAGGGGGUGGGAUUAAAGGGAGGGAGGGAGGGAGGGAGGGGAGGAGUCUAACAGCUUUCGAUCACAGCGCUGCGUUACCUCAGUCGGACUGUGUCAGUGUGAAAAACCGCUCCAAGGGGCCCAAAUGUUGCGCCUCCGUGUACGUUUGUGCGUCGCAGCUUUUUUCCGAUUUAAUUCUCACGUGGAGCGUCCUCGAUAGGUUUACAGUUUUCUAGUGAGUUGUGUGAGAGAGGCAGAGGAUGAAAAAGAAGAAGAAGAAGAGCUGAAGCUAAUUAAUUAAAGGAAAACCCCACCCUUAAAGCGACAGUUUGGAUUUAUAAAAGUGAGGUUGUUUGAGGUUAUUUUUUAAUUAUUGUCAGUUUGUUAAUGACGGUAAACGGUGGUUGGCAUGCCCUCAGUUUGGAAAAGAAGUGAACACUAUAUUUAGAAUAUUUUUAACCACUUUAACUUGCCCUGUUUACGUUUCCAGGGAGACUAAAGCAGUAAUCUGUGACACCAGACUCAUUGACAAAAACCUCACAGAA
This is a messenger RNA of Centropristis striata (black sea bass), 5718 nucleotides long. It is a transcript of the gene grk3, whose product is annotated as G protein-coupled receptor kinase 3. The transcript has 21 exons. Lineage: Eukaryota; Metazoa; Chordata; Actinopteri; Perciformes; Serranidae. The record is from RefSeq and is a predicted model, not a curated record. Gene Ontology annotation, biological process: protein phosphorylation; G protein-coupled receptor signaling pathway; regulation of signal transduction. Bases 2010 to 4076 code for a protein of 688 amino acids. Gene Ontology annotation, molecular function: G protein-coupled receptor binding; G protein-coupled receptor kinase activity; ATP binding.